Messenger RNA from Blastomyces dermatitidis ER-3, 584 nucleotides. RefSeq lists its product as uncharacterized. Lineage: Eukaryota; Fungi; Ascomycota; Eurotiomycetes; Onygenales; Ajellomycetaceae. Bases 39 to 584 code for a protein of 181 amino acids. The record is from RefSeq and is a predicted model, not a curated record. The transcript has a single exon.
UACACACAAGGAACUCACUUAGCGAAGCUUACUCCCAUAUGCUCAUUGAAGAGCGUGCACACUGUGCAUCAAUUGCUGCUGAUUCACUGAUCACUUCUCACACCAUAUCCCCAAGUGAAGAAUCUAUACACCCUGACCCUAUACAGGGGUCAAGACAUCCUCCUCGUUCCUUGUCUCAGCCUGAAGGCAACCUCAAAGUUCCAAGAUCAUAUCCCCUUAGACAAGAGACGGGCAACAGUUCUCUAAAGCCUACCAACCAGGCUACAAACUGGUAUAAUCUUCGGCUAAAAAGAUCUAGAAACUACUGGGUAGGCAAGGCGCGGUUCUUGGUUAACCACUUUUACUUCCCUCACUUCUUCAAGUCAUGCAAAAAUCACCUGAAAUCUCACGGGGUGCCAGAUAGGGACUGCAUUGCUCCAUCUCACUCGCCUAUGCCAGACUCAUCGGACCUCAGUCCUUCCGUCGUCUCGACCCUGCCCAGUCCCGCAUCCAGCCUAGAACUUUUUGGCCUAGAAGCACGCUCCAUCAGCCCAACAGAACACUCAGUUGACAUGGCUAAGUCUAAUUACUUCCCCAAGAUGUAG